CCGGAAGUUAAUGUAGAAGUCACACCUCCCUCCUCACCGGCAGGGCGCAGCCAUUUUAAUUCAUAGCUGACUUUGCAUCGCGGGCCAGUUCGCACGUUCCAAUCAGCUGAGGCCAUGUCAGGAGACGGAGCCACGGAGCAGGCAGCUGAGUAUGUCCCAGAGAAGGUGAAGAAAGCUGAAAAGAAAUUAGAAGAGAAUCCAUAUGACCUUGACGCUUGGAGCAUUCUCAUUCGAGAGGCACAGAAUCAACCUAUAGACAAAGCACGGAAGACUUAUGAACGCCUUGUUGCCCAGUUCCCCAGUUCUGGCAGAUUCUGGAAACUAUACAUUGAAGCAGAGAUUAAAGCUAAAAAUUAUGACAAGGUUGAAAAGCUAUUUCAGAGAUGCCUUAUGAAGGUUUUGCACAUUGAUUUAUGGAAGUGUUAUCUUUCAUAUGUCCGAGAAACCAAGGGUAAACUACCAAGUUACAAAGAAAAAAUGGCUCAAGCAUAUGACUUUGCACUGGAUAAAAUUGGAAUGGAAAUUAUGUCUUAUCAGAUUUGGGUGGAUUACAUCAAUUUCUUAAAAGGCGUAGAAGCUGUUGGAUCUUAUGCAGAAAAUCAGAGAAUAACAGCUGUCCGAAGAGUUUAUCAGCGAGGUUGCGUUAAUCCAAUGAUCAACAUUGAACAGCUCUGGAGAGACUAUAACAAAUAUGAAGAGGGUAUCAAUAUUCAUUUAGCUAAAAAAAUGAUUGAAGAUCGGAGCAGAGAUUACAUGAAUGCUAGGCGUGUAGCAAAGGAGUAUGAGACAGUAAUGAAGGGUUUGGACCGCAACGCUCCAUCAGUGCCUCCUCAGAAUACUCCUCAGGAAGCUCAGCAGGUGGAUAUGUGGAAGAAGUACAUACAGUGGGAAAAGAGCAACCCUCUUCGUACAGAAGAUCAGACCCUUAUAACAAAAAGAGUUAUGUUUGCCUAUGAACAGUGCCUACUUGUGCUGGGCCAUCACCCUGAUAUUUGGUAUGAAGCUGCCCAAUAUCUUGAGCAGUCAAGUAAACUGCUAGCAGAGAAGGGGGAUAUGAAUAAUGCCAAAUUAUUUAGUGAUGAAGCUGCUAAUAUAUAUGAAAGAGCUAUAAGCACUUUAUUAAAGAAGAAUAUGCUUCUUUAUUUUGCAUAUGCAGAUUAUGAAGAGAGUCGCAUGAAGUAUGAGAAGGUUCACAGUAUAUAUAACAGACUUCUGGCAAUUGAGGAUAUUGACCCCACCUUGGUAUAUAUCCAGUAUAUGAAAUUUGCAAGGAGAGCAGAAGGUAUCAAAUCUGGAAGAAUGAUAUUUAAAAAAGCUAGAGAAGAUACCAGAACCCGCCACCAUGUCUAUGUUACUGCAGCACUCAUGGAGUAUUACUGUAGUAAGGACAAAUCUGUUGCCUUUAAGAUUUUUGAGCUUGGGCUUAAGAAAUACGGAGAUAUUCCAGAAUAUGUCCUGGCUUAUAUUGACUAUCUUUCUCACCUCAAUGAGGACAAUAAUACUCGAGUUUUGUUUGAACGAGUAUUAACAUCUGGAAGCCUCCCUCCUGAGAAGUCUGGAGAAAUCUGGGCCCGGUUUCUAGCCUUUGAAAGUAAUAUUGGUGAUCUGGCUAGUAUACUCAAAGUGGAGAAAAGACGGUUUACAGCAUUCAAAGAAGAGUAUGAAGGCAAAGAAACAGCUUUAUUGGUAGAUAGAUACAAGUUCAUGGAUUUAUAUCCUUGCUCUGCAAGUGAACUAAAAGCACUUGGUUAUAAGGAUGUCUCCCGUGCUAAGCUAGCAGCUAUAAUUCCAGACCCAGUUGUAGCUCCUUCUAUAGUGCCUGUUCUGAAAGAUGAAGUGGAUAGAAAACCAGAGUACCCCAAACCAGACACUCAGCAGAUGAUUCCAUUUCAGCCACGACAUUUAGCACCUCCAGGCUUACAUCCUGUCCCUGGUGGGGUAUUCCCAGUACCACCCGCAGCAGUUGUGCUAAUGAAACUUCUUCCUCCUCCUAUCUGCUUCCAGGGUCCUUUUGUUCAAGUGGAUGAAUUGAUGGAAAUUUUCCGAAGAUGCAAGAUACCUAAUACCGUUGAGGAAGCCGUGAGGCUCAUCACUGGCGGAGCCGCGGAGCUCGCUGUAGAAGGCAACGGCCCGGUGGAAAGUAACGCAGUGCUCACCAAGGCUGUCAAAAGGCCCAAUGAGGAUUCAGACGAGGAUGAAGACAAGGGAGCUGUUGUCCCUCCUGUUCAUGACAUUUACCGAGCGCGGCAGCAGAAGCGCAUUCGGUGAAGCAGGCUCAAAACCUGCCUCUGAAAGACUUAUCCAGGAUUCCCUUUUUGCCUAAGUCAUAUGUUUAAAAGAGACAAUGCUUUGUUACAAGGUUCUUGGAAACAAAGUUGUAUUGUCAUUGGUGCCUCUAUCAUAUGGUUCUUGGUAAAAAAAAACGAACCUGUGUGAAUUUUAGAAUAUGGAACAGACCUGUGCUCUAAGCAAAAUUAGGUUUUCAAAAAUGUGACAACAGCACAAAAUGGCAGAACCACAUUUUGUUCCCUCUUCAAGGGUGUCUUGUAUGUGCCGCUUGAAGACUUGUGAGUUUUCAACAGUUUUAUUUUAAAAACUGGAUGGCUUAUGAUUGUAAAGCAUUUUAUCACAUUUUCUGAAAACGUUCUCGGUUUGCUUAUGUAGAGUCCUGCCUUAUUGUUUGUUUUUAUUUAUGGCAGAAUGGCAUCUGUUUUGUAGUUUACAAUUUUAAAACAAUCCUUUAAAAAAUAAAAGGAUCUCAGAAAUUA
Molecule: messenger RNA, 2768 nt
Organism: Manis javanica (Malayan pangolin)
Lineage: Eukaryota; Metazoa; Chordata; Mammalia; Pholidota; Manidae
Gene: CSTF3
Product: cleavage stimulation factor subunit 3
Biological process (GO): mRNA 3'-end processing
Cellular component (GO): nucleus
Molecular function (GO): protein binding; mRNA binding
Source: RefSeq, a predicted model, not a curated record